Molecule: messenger RNA, 495 nt
Organism: Microthlaspi erraticum
Lineage: Eukaryota; Viridiplantae; Streptophyta; Magnoliopsida; Brassicales; Brassicaceae
Source: the annotation of a GenBank genome assembly
AUGGGAAGAGGCAAGUUCAAGGGGAAGCCCACACGCGAACGCGUAUUCUCCAGUGCAGCUGAGAUACUUGCUGGCACUUCUGCUGCACGUCCUAAGUCUUUCAAGAAGAAAGAAGCUGAAUAUGAAGAGGAUAUCGAAGAGGAGUAUGAGGAGGAAUCUGAAGAAGAAUCCGAAGAUGAGUGUGAUGUGAAGAAGAAAGGUCAUGAAGCUCUUAUCGAAGUUGAAAACCCUAACAGGGCAAAACCAAAGACCUUGAAAGCUAAAGACCUUGAUGCUAUAAAGACCACUGAGCUCUCAAGGCGCGAAAGAGAGGAGCUAGAGAAGCAGAGAGCUCGUGAGCGAUACAUGAGGUUGCAGGAGCAAGGCAAAACCGAACAAGCAAGAAAGGAUUUGGAUCGUUUGGCUCUGAUUCGCCAACAGAGAGAAGAAGCUGCCAAGAAGCGAGAAGAGGAAAAAGCAGCGAGAGACGCCAAGAAAGUAGAUGCUCGCAAAUAA